Molecule: messenger RNA, 2952 nt
Organism: Oldenlandia corymbosa var. corymbosa
Lineage: Eukaryota; Viridiplantae; Streptophyta; Magnoliopsida; Gentianales; Rubiaceae
Source: the annotation of a GenBank genome assembly
AAGGGACCAAAUGUGGUAAUGAGAAGAGACAUAACACCACUUGUAAAAGUCUUGUUCAACUCUGUGUUAUUUAUUUGUCUUUUAAGACAAACAUAGUACACAUCAAGCAAGAAUCACAAAAGAGAAAACUCCACACUCUAGGUGGGGUUUUACUUUAAAAAUAGCCCUUGUUUCCAUUGAUCCAUUUCCACAGAAUCAAAUCAAAGAACCCUUCUUGUAGGAGAAAAAAAACCACCAAUAAUCCCAUAUGCCUUCCUUUUGAUCCAAUCAAAAUGACCAUAAUAUAUAUAUGAAAAAAAAAUCCCACAAAGUCACAAGCUUCUUCUUUCUUUGGCUUUUUAUCCGUUAGAUGCUCAGUAUUUUCAGUAAUCUUCGUUGUCUUCAUGUCCUUUACCUGAAUUGCAAUUUUUCCUGUCUCGUAUCUAACGCCAUUUUUAACUCAUUUGAUCAUUUCCACCACACUCAACCGAAUCUGUAAUGUAGAGGACAAAAAAACAAAAAAAAAAAAACGCACACACACAUCAACAUUGUCUCUAUUCCCCAGUUGCUCUGUUUCCCCUGUUACCCAAACCAAAGCACUGCCAUUUUUUAUAUAUGGCAGCUACUACUACCCAGCUGAAAUUCCAAACCCAACCCAUUAAACCCAAACGCCGACGUUACCGGGAAACCACCAUAACCACCACCGCCGCCGCCGCCUUCGCCGCCGCCACGUCAGACAAGUCUUUCAGCUCGGGCUCAAGUUCAACGGAUAAGAAUAGCUAUCAAAGUCGCAAACUUGAAACUCCCAUUGUCAUCUACUCUGAUGAUAAUUCUUGGUGCUGCCCCACCGCCGCUAAGCCCCCUCUGCCACCACCUUCACCGCCGGGGCUCGGUUCUUCACUUCCAAACUCCUCACCUUCAAGCCUCAAAAUCCGUUCCUCAGCCAAUCACUUGAUGGAUAACCACGGUGGCGCCGCCGCCGCCUCCCACGACGCAUUUCCGUCGUCUUUCAGUAAAUUCAAUUCAGCGCUCACCGCCGGACUUCUCAACCCAAUGUCGCCGCCGCCGGCAAUGGAUAAAAUCCGUUCAAGCCCGACCUUGUUUGAAAUGAUGUCCAGCGAACCCGAUUCCAUUCUUAGAGCUACUCCGAUGAUGGAACAGCAGAUCCCCAACGGCGCAACGGCCACCCCGAAUCAGAAACCUCUUGAUAAACAAGCCGUAAUGCAAAAGCGAUUAACGGAUCUUUUAUCUUGUCGGAGUCCGGGAAACCAAUUUAACGACUCGACUUCUGGUGAUGUGAAGCUGACUUUGAGCUCAAAAGAUGGAUUUAGCGUCUCGAUGAGCGUUCAUAGGCAGAUACUUGUAGUUCAUAGUAGGUUUUUUGCGGAGAAAUUGUGCGAGAAAUGGGUGAAACAGUCGACGAAUGUGGGCCCUUACGUGGUGGAGAUUGCUGACUGUGAUGAUAUUGAGGUUUAUAUUGAGACUUUGAAGUUGAUGUACUGUAAGGAUUUGAAGAGGAGACUUAUGAAGGAGGAAGUUUCCCGAGUCCUUGGAAUCUUAAAGGUUUCUGCUGCAAUUGGAUUCGAUGCUGGUGUGUUAUCUUGUUUAGAGUUCUUAGAGGCUGCUCCAUGGGCCGAGGAUGAAGAGGAGAAGGUGGCUGCAUUGUUAUCCGAACUGCAUCUUGAAGGCGUUGGAGCAAGGGAAGUUUUAAAGAGGGUUUCUCUUGAUGUCACCGGAGGUAUGGAAGAGAAGAAAGAUAAUGAAGAGGUGCUUCUUAAGUUGAUACAGGUAGUUCUUCAAGGUAAAGAUGAGAAGGCUAGGCGUGAGAUGAAAGGCUUAGUGUUAAAGAUGUUGCGUGAGAAUUCGGGGCAGAGUGAUUUGAGGAAGGAGUCUCUAUACUCAGCUUGUGAAGAAUGUUUGCAGUCUCUACGCGAAUGCUGCCUAAAGGUAGUGGAAGCGGAUGGCAAGGAUGUGUCGCAGAUUGCACGUCAGGCUGAUAAUUUGCAUUGGCUUUUGGAUAUUUUGAUUGACAGACAAAUUGCUGAAGAUUUUCUCAAGGCUUGGGCAUCUGAAUCUGAGUUAGCUCAAUCACAUUCCAAGAUUCCUGCUAUCCAUCGCUUCGAGAUAAGCAGGGUUACUGCUAGGCUGUUUGUUGGGAUUGGGAAAGGCCAACUACUUGCUUCCAAGGAUGCGAGAUGCUUACUAUUGAGAACUUGGUUAGUUCCAUUUUAUGAUGAUUUUGGGUGGAUGAGAAGAGCAUCUAAAGGGCUGGACCGACAUUUAAUUGAAGAAGGUCUUUGCAAUACUAUUUUAACUCUGCCUCUAACUUGGCAGCAGGAAAUUUUUAUGUCUUGGUUCGAUCGCUUCCUGAAUUCUGGGGAAGAUUGUCCAAAUAUCCAACGAGGUUUUGAAGUUUGGUGGAGGAGAGCGUUUUGGAAGCGAAAUGGUGAGCCUGAGCGGCCUCACCAAAUGCGUAUUGUGAAUGCCACAAUUGAGAAUUCCUAAAAUCUUAUUUUGUGAUUUGAGGCAAGGGUAAGGCUUACUUAAUCUGAGUUAUAGUUGCCUGUUGUAUUCAUGGCUAGUUCUCCAGCCUCCAUUGCCGAUUCUUGUCGCAAUAUUUUCCAUCUCUUGAGUGAGAGUAUAGCAUUUAGUUCGUCGCCAUUUAUACCGAUGUCUGUACAUGCAUUUGAUCGAUAUGGGGAGGACACUGCGGGUGAAAUAUACAUUUUGUGAAUAUUGUUUCCUAUGGGAUCAGAGAGAUUUGGUCAAAUUAGUUUUCACUGCUUCAACAGCGUUUACUCAACAUUAAACAAGAUUCUUUGUCCUUCUUCUUUAUUCCAGCACAUUAGCUGCACAGAUUCUGCUAGUAGCGGGAGCUGUCAAAAUGCAUCUUUCCUCCCAAAUAGUUUCAGAUGCUUCUAGCAUAACCUGACAAAAUGAGAUCAACAAGCUUUUUAUGAAGGAUCUAAUGCA